CCGCCUGAGGACGCAGAGCUUCGAGGAGGGCAGGGCUUGACCUGAGGACCCCCAGAGCUGGCGGAGGCUGGACCCCGAGGUACCCGGGGCCCCAGGCCCUGGGGUGGGGUUCCUGGAGGAGGCCCACGGGUGGCCCUUUCCCUGGGCCGGGUCAUGCGCUGCCGCAAGUGCCAGCUCUGCCUGUCAGCCCUGCUCACACUCAUGGGCCUCAAGGUGUACAUCGAGUGGACAUCUGAGCCCUGGCUUAACAAGGCUGAACCCCGGGGCCCCCAGCCCAGCCCCACACCGCCCUUCGCUGAGCCCGCCCUGCCCACCAACCUCUCGGCUCGCCUGGGUCAGACUGCGCCACUGUCCCGUGCUUACUGGAACCAUCAGCAGCACCGCCUGGGAGUGCUGCCCAGCACGGACUGUCAGACGUGGGGGGCUGUCGCUGCCUCACAGAUCUUGGACUUCUUCCUGUACCCCCAGGACCUCCAGCGCUUCUUGCUGUCGGCGGCCUGCAGGAGCUUCCCACCAUGGCUGCCGGCAGGGGAGGGCAGCCCCGUGGCCAGCUGCUCGGAUAAGGAUGUCCCCUACCUGCUACUUGCUGUCAAGUCAGAACCAGGCCAUUUCGCAGCUCGGCAGGCUGUGAGGGAGACCUGGGGCAGCGCAGCCGCUGGGACCCGGCUGCUCUUCCUGCUGGGGUCCCCGCUGGGAAUGGGGGGGCCUGACCUAAGGUCGCUGGUGACUUGGGAGAGCCAGCGCUACGGUGACCUGCUGCUCUGGGACUUCCUGGAUGUCCCCUACAACCGGACUCUCAAAGACCUGCUGCUGCUGACCUGGCUGAGCCGCCACUGCCCUGGGGUCAGUUUUGUCCUGCAAGUUCAGGACAAUGCCUUUGUGCACACCCCUGGCCUAGUGGAGCACCUGCAGACUCUGUCCCCUACCUGGGCCCGAAGCCUCUACCUGGGGGAGGUCUUCACCCACGCCGAACCGCUGCGCAAGCCUGGAGGGCCCUUCUAUGUGCCCAAGACCUUCUUUGAAGGUCACUACCCUGCCUAUGCGGGUGGCGGGGGCUAUGUCAUCUCCGGACGCCUGGCUCCCUGGCUGCUGCGGGCUGCGGCCCGCGUGGUCCCUUUCCCCUUUGACGACGUCUACACUGGUUUCUGCUUCCAGGCCCUGGGCUUACUGCCCCGCGCCCACCCAGGCUUCCUCACGGCCUGGCCAGCAGACCGCACCAGGGACCCCUGUGCCAUGCGGGGCCUGCUGCUGGUGCAUCCGGUCAGCCCCCAGGACAUCAUUUGGCUCUGGAGACACCUCCGGGGCCCAGAGCUCCAGUGCUGAACCUCAAAGCUGAGCUGGGCGGGGAGGUGCUGCCCUGGCCUGAGGCCCCCAAACCCUUCCCCGCCAAGGAUGGGCAGACUAGACAAGGUGGCAGACUCUUCUUUGAUUUGAAAAAGAUGUCCUCCCUGCUCUGAG
This is a messenger RNA of Psammomys obesus (fat sand rat), 1458 nucleotides long. RefSeq names its product UDP-GlcNAc:betaGal beta-1,3-N-acetylglucosaminyltransferase 8 (gene B3gnt8). Gene Ontology annotation, cellular component: membrane. Gene Ontology annotation, molecular function: protein N-acetylglucosaminyltransferase activity. Bases 154 to 1323 code for a protein of 389 amino acids. NCBI's taxonomy places the organism in Eukaryota, Metazoa, Chordata, Mammalia, Rodentia, Muridae. The record is from RefSeq and is a predicted model, not a curated record. The transcript has 2 exons.